This is a messenger RNA of Onychostoma macrolepis, 862 nucleotides long. It is a transcript of the gene gadd45gip1, whose product is annotated as growth arrest and DNA-damage-inducible, gamma interacting protein 1. The coding region runs from base 37 to 696 and encodes 219 amino acids. Gene Ontology annotation, cellular component: nucleus. The record is from RefSeq and is a predicted model, not a curated record. The transcript has 2 exons. NCBI's taxonomy places the organism in Eukaryota, Metazoa, Chordata, Actinopteri, Cypriniformes, Cyprinidae.
CAUUUGACGCUAGAGGUCACUGGUUUGUCAUCAAACAUGGCGGCUUCCUUGCUAAGCAGGAGGACAGCCUUAUUCUCUGGCGUUAGUAAAUUAAACUCCUUUCUACCGGCUGUAGUCCAGCAGAUCGCGCACUAUAACCCCAGACCCCUCUGGCUGAAUAUAAAGAGCCCUUACAUACCGAGUCAUGAGAGCGAGAAGACCCCCGAGUGGCAGAAGACCGAGAAGUAUAAGCGCAGGCUGUUUGGCCGCUAUGGAGGGGUGUCUGGAGUGGACCCGGCCAAACUCUGGCCCUCUCACGCCCGGCUGGAGGAGCUGAUGGCCGAGGAGAGAGAGUGGCACCCUCCGAUAGAGGUGAUGCUGGAGAACAUCGCGGCCAGAGAGAGAGAGAAGGAGCAGAGGCGGAUGGAGAGAGAGAAGAUAAUCGCUGCAAACAUGGCCAAAAUGCCCAAGAUGAUUGCCGACUGGAAAAAGCAGAAAAGGGAGGCAAAACAGAAGCAACGAGAAGAGAAAAUCAAGCGGGACAAACUGCUGGCCGAGGCAAGAGAGCGCUUUGGUUAUGCGCUGGACCCUCGCAGCGCCAAGUUCAAAGAGAUGGUCACUGAAAUAGAGAAAGAGGAGAAGAAGAAGAGAAGACUUCUGAAACGCAGGAAGAAAGAGGAAGAGCAGGGGUCAGAAGCAGCCGAAUCCAGCCAGUAACCCUCAGAGAACAAAGACUUUUAUACAGUGCUACUGUACCAUAUUGUAAAAUUGGUUUCUUUGUACAUGUUAUUAUGAUUGUCUCACUAAAAAUCACUCACUGAAACAACAUGCCUGUAUCCGAUAAUACUAAAGAAUAAACUAAGUUUAGAAAGUGAAAAUCUCA